GGGGCUGAGCUGCUCGGGUGGGAGGGAGGAGGGUGGGGGCUUAUGCUUAUUUGAGACCUCAGACUCUGACUUCUUGAAGCCUUGGGUCAGUAAUUCUCUGCCCACCGUGCUGAAAGGAGACCAUGGACGUUUUAGGGGCCAGCCCAUCCUCAUCGAGGAAGAGAGGGUCUCUGGGUCUCUUCUCCGUCCCAGGUUUCCCUUCUCGAGGCUUCUCUAUCAGUGAGGGACACGACUGGCAAGGAAUCCCACCAGGCUGCCGAGAUGAAAUGUCUUGAAGGUUUUACCACGUGGGCCGAGUGUCUACCGAAAAUGUCCAGAAGGCCGCAGGCAAGAGGCCUGCACUUACACCAGGGGCCAAGCAAGUUCUCUGUUCCCCUGGCUCCUGAAGAAGGCUCAGUAUCUUCCUUCCACCUGGAGAAAGUGGAAGAGGAGGACGAAGAGGAAGAUGUGUGUUCAGAUCAGGCCCCAGAUGUGGAGGAGGAAAGGAAUGAUCUCGGGGAUCCAGCCAUCCUGAGUGUCAUCCAAAAUACCCAAGUACCACGGCAGGUAGGGCUAGAGAGAGAGGUCCUGAACGUCCACGUUCCUUCACAGACUGUCACUCAACAAUCUUUAAGACCCAUUUUGAGUUGCCAUGGAUUAUUUCAGAGAGGCCUGCACGGUUCCUCUGGAGCCGAGGCCCUUGGUACCCUGGGGAUGUCACAAGGCUCCUUGCGUUUUCUGUGCCAGCCUCCAUUCUCAAGAGCCAGCUUCCCAGCCUGCCACAUGGGACCUCACCAGCCUUCACCGGAUCCUCUUCUGUCCUACGACCCACUGGCCUCAUGGCCCCCUAAACUCAGCCUUCCCAGUCAUCUGACCCAGCUUCACCCUCAGCACCAAAGGACCCUACUGCGGCAGAGGAGUCAAACCGUGAGUCUCCUAGCCAAGAAGCCUUGGUCUCUGAAGCCAGACACCUAUGCUAACCUCAUGACCCGAAAAGAGAAGGACUGGGUGAUAAAGGUGCAGAUGGUUCAGCUGCAGAGUGAGAACCCUCGCCUGGACGAUUAUUACUACCAGGGAUACUAUCAGAAGCUAGAGAAGACACAGGCAGACAAAGAGCUGCUUGGGCAGAGGAACGGGGCUGAGUCUCUCAAACUGGUCACGCCUCACAUCCAGAAGGCAGAAAUUUAUGAGUCAGUGGUACGAAUUGAGGGUUCCCUGGGCCAGGUAGCUGUAUCAACAUGUUUUAGCCCUCGCCGAGCUAUUGAUGCCGUAUCUCACGGAACUCAAGAGCAGGAUACGGGAGCUGCAAGCAGUCAGAGGCUCCGAGUUCUCUCCCUGAUUGAGAAGGUGUUCCUUCAGUUGCUAGAAAUUGAGGAGGGCCAGAAUGAUGGGUUUCCACAGCUCUACCACUCGGGGGAACAGAGCAACCAGGUGGAGAAGCUCUUUCAGGCCUUAAAGACCCAGGGGCAGGACAACUUGGAGGAGACAGCAGAUAGCCUUCUGCAGGUGCUGUCUGUGAGGAAAGGGAAAAUUCUGGUGGCUCGGCUGCUCCCCUUCUUGCCCCACGAUCAAGCCGUUAGCCUUCUCCUGUAUAUCACCUACCAUCUGCCUCUCCUGAUCCUGAGGGACAUGGCUGACCAGGCUCUACACAUUCUAUUCAAACCUCUGGGAAAAUACAUCCGUUAUUUGACCUUCCAUCAGCUCCUCCAUGGACUUCAGGGUCUAAUGUUGCUGCCCCCUGGCACCACAGAGCGGCCAGUCUCUGUGGUGCUUCAGAAUCAGUUUGGGAUAUCUCUGCUUUAUGCCCUGCUGAGUCAUGGAGAGCAGCUGAUGUCCCUGGAUUCUUCCCUCCAAUCCAGCAGUGACUGCGCAGCCUGGACAGACUUGGUGAUUCUGGUUGCGUGGGAGAUAUCUCAGUUGCCCACAGCAUCCCUGGCAGAGCCCCUAGACUUCCCCAGGAACCUGCUUCCCCUCUUCUGCCAUCACAUGGACAAACAGCUAGUGCAGCAGCUGGAAGCCAGAAUGGAGCUUGCCUGUAUGUACUGAUUUAUGAGUUCUUGAACUUACGUGUGAGAAGCUGAAUCUCAGAAAUGAAACUACAUCACAUCACCUGCCUACAGUGAUACAGUCCAAGUCAUUUCCCAUACUUUGUUAUGUUGGAGGACCCUGCCAUUUUGUCAUAGCCCUUCUUAAAAGCUAAGUGACUUGCCUAAAAUUAAGGCAUGACUUUAGGUAUAAUUAGAGAAACAUCAAAUGAUAUGUUGAAACUUGUUUGUAAGUUUAGAAUUACAAUGAAGACCAUUUUUUGUGAGUGUGUCAAUAUAAGGGGCAAGGCCUUGUUAUGUGUAAUAAAUAUGUAAUCUGGGACAUUGUUUCAGUGUGCCAGAUUUUAUGUAAACCAAACAGCUGAGCUAAGGCUGAGAGAUUUGGAUGUAAGCAUCUUCCUUGGCUUGGUUGCAUUUUGUCAGAUGAAGUCCUGCAUUCAUCGAGGAACACUGGAGAACCUUUCAUGCACCAGGCCGGGUUCCAGGUAGGAGGAUAACAAUGGCGCACAAGUCUCUGCUACUUUCAGAUGUACAUAGAGGCUGGGUAAGAAUUGACAGAAAAUAUCAAUCAGUCAUAAGUACUGUCGGGAAGCAGGAUGAUUUGAGAGCGACUGGAGUGGAGGAGGCUUUAGAUUGGAUUGGCUAGGACGCUGCUUUAACAGGUUGCUGUUGAGUCAAUCCUCAGACUGUGGAAGUGGCCACAUUACCAAGGCUAAGCAUGGAGACAUACCCCUGACUUCCUGAGUAGCUAGACGGCUGGGGAAGAAGCCACGGGAGUCCAAGGCCACCAGGGAGCCUUUAUCAAAUAAAAAAACUUGGCAAGGUACUGUUCAAUUUCUCCCAAGCCUUUCCAGCACGUCUCAGCGCUCUCCCCCCUUUUCUAUACUGGAUUGUACGUCCCUGAGUGAGCCGCUUCACUCUGUACUCAAUCCAUCUGUUACAAAGGAUAUCAUUUGACUCCGAUAUUCACGCUAACGUUCAGGCUUGUAAGGAAUAGAAAACUCAGUGGUGGAGGACCAUAAAGAAUAGACUGUCCCCCAAAGGAGGCCUAUUGGUCUGAGAGGUCAGCACCCCCAAACCGUGCAGUUAUGUAUCCAGGGGUACAGAAAAACUCACUAUGUGGGGGUCUGAAAAGCAAUUUUUGUAGGCAGAGGCUGGCGAAUGCUUUUCGGGUAAAAAACGUUCUUCAA
Molecule: messenger RNA, 3214 nt
Organism: Alexandromys fortis (reed vole)
Lineage: Eukaryota; Metazoa; Chordata; Mammalia; Rodentia; Cricetidae
Gene: Patl2
Product: PAT1 homolog 2
Exons: 15
Coding region: 262-2025 (587 amino acids)
Biological process (GO): deadenylation-dependent decapping of nuclear-transcribed mRNA; P-body assembly
Cellular component (GO): P-body
Molecular function (GO): RNA binding
Source: RefSeq, a predicted model, not a curated record